Molecule: messenger RNA, 2242 nt
Organism: Centrocercus urophasianus (Greater sage-grouse)
Lineage: Eukaryota; Metazoa; Chordata; Aves; Galliformes; Phasianidae
Gene: RUFY4
Product: RUN and FYVE domain containing 4
Exons: 11
Coding region: 184-2112 (642 amino acids)
Biological process (GO): positive regulation of autophagosome maturation; plus-end-directed vesicle transport along microtubule
Cellular component (GO): lysosome; late endosome; autophagosome
Source: RefSeq, a predicted model, not a curated record
UUCCUGCUUUCACUUUGCUGCCGAGCUCAGGCCCUGGAUGGGGGUGGUUGUUCUCCCGGCCCCCCCCCGGCGUUAAAGGUACAAAAGGAGAAGGAGUGUGGGCGUGUGGAGCAGUAAGAGGAGAGCAGCACCCAGCAGCACCUCAGGGCACCCACAGCUCUUCAGAGGUCCAGAGCUGGAGCCAUGGCAGGGGACGGGGAGCUCAGACGCGUCAUCAAGGACCUGCAGAAAACCAUUGCUGAGCUGAAUCGCAGCUACAAGGAGCAGAACCUGCCGGUGACGGAUGGCAGCCGGGAGCUGCACAGCCUCUGUGCCCAGCUGGAAUUCCUCCUGCAGUUUGAUCUGAAGGAGAAGAAGAGCUUUUUUGGGCAGCGCAAGGACUACUGGGACUUCUUGUGCCAGGGCCUGGCACAGCGUCGGCAGGAGCACGAGGGCAUCCGCUUUGUCACCUCGCUGGACAAGCUCAAGACCCCUGUGGGCAGAGGCCGUGCCUUCCUGCGCUACUGCCUGGUGCACCGGCAGCUAGCCGAGUCCCUGCAACUCUGCCUGCUCGACCCCGAGAGCCUCAGUGAGUGGUACUACGCCCGCAGCCCCUUCCUGAGUCCCCAGCGGCGGGCUGAGAUACUGGGCAGCCUGUACGAGCUGGAUGGCAUCACCUUCCACCUGGCCCUGCACAGGGCUGACCUGGACACUGCCUGGCCCAUGUUCUCUGAGACACUGGUGCGGCCCAGUGUGCUGAAGAUGACCCUGCAGACAGAAGGUAGCAGCACGGGGGUACAUAGAUGUCCUGAUGGCAUCGCCCAGCCAGUUGCAGUGCCCCAUGGGAUGCCAGCCUAUCCCAGCCCACGGGCAAAGGGUGAGGAGGAGGAUGAUGUGGAAGCAGAAGAGAAUGGAGAGGAAGACACAGAGGACAACAAAAAUGAGGAGGACAACGAAAAGGAGGAGGACAUGCCGAGCACUGCUGAAGCACAGUGUAGCACCAACGCGGAUCCCAGCCCGACCCCAACACCCGACCCGGGGCUCACACCCGGCUCCCCAGCCCAUAGUGCGAUGGAGGCAUCCCUGCGAGCACAGGUGUCUCAGCUGCGUGCCGAGCUGGGGCGGCGGGAGGAGGCCUGGCGUGCCCAGCUGGAACGGGAGGAGCGGCAGCACCGGCAGAAAGAGGAGUGCAGCACCCAGCAGGUCCGGCUGUGGGCCCUUGAGGCCGAGGCGCUGCGGGACACCAACGCCUUCCUCAGCCGAACGCUGGCCGAGGCGGCGGGUGGCCCAGGGGGGCUGGCACAGGCACAGGAGGAGGCUCGGCAGUGGCGGGAGGUGGCGGAGGAGCGGGCAGCACGCCUGGACGAGGCAAUGGCAGAGGUGGCAAUGCUGACCUCGCGCCUGCAGGAGUGCCAGGCUGCAAUGCAGGCACGGGGACAGACAGACGCCCCAGCCCAGAUGGCCGCCCUGGAGGAGGUGCUGCGGCGGGCACUGGAGCUCUCCCAUGGCCCACUGAUGGACAAUCAGGAAGAGGGGGACCCCAGCACGGCUGCUGGCAUGGCAAUGCGACUCACGGCCCUGGUCACAGCAACACGGGAGGAAGCCUUGCAGAGCAGGCAGCAGAUCCAGGCCCUGCAGGAGGAGGUGGUGCGGCUGCAGGAGCAGCUCAGCAGGGCUCGUCAGGACGGGGAGCGCUGGGCAUCAGCCCUGCAGCGGACGCAGCGGGAGGUGCAGGAGCGGGAGGCCAUGCGUGGCGCAGAGCAGGCACGGCAGCAGGAGCUCAUCCGCGACAUGAAGGGGCGGCUGCUGGAACUGCUGCGGGAGAAGGAUGCCCUGUGGCAGAAGACAGAGGGCAUUGACGCACCAGCACCCAGCCCAGCGCCCCGUGAUGUGGGGCUGUGCGCCCGCUGUGGCAAGGAUUUUCGCCUCCUGUCCCGGCGGUACAGCUGCAGGUGGGCACGGGAGGACACCGGGGAACAUAGCAGGGAUACCAACCACCACCACACACCUACCAUCUGCUCUCUCAGCAGGCUGUGCCAGGGCAAGGUGUGCCACGUGUGCUCCAUGGACAUGGGGAAGCAGGGGCGAUGCUGCCUGCUCUGCUACCAGCAAAGGCACCCACAGGCUAUGUGAGCUGGGAGGACAUUCAACCUGCUGUGCCUGGGAUAUGGGGCCGGCGGGUAGGUCCUGCUGCUCUGGUUUUCAGGUUGUGAUGUCUUUUGCAUGGCUGGCCCAUGGAGAAAGAAACAACCCGGUGCUGACA